Messenger RNA from Planococcus citri (citrus mealybug), 1602 nucleotides. RefSeq names its product small ribosomal subunit protein uS5m (gene mRpS5). The transcript has 10 exons. Gene Ontology annotation, cellular component: ribosome. Bases 157 to 1557 code for a protein of 466 amino acids. Gene Ontology annotation, biological process: translation. The record is from RefSeq and is a predicted model, not a curated record. Lineage: Eukaryota; Metazoa; Arthropoda; Insecta; Hemiptera; Pseudococcidae. Gene Ontology annotation, molecular function: RNA binding; structural constituent of ribosome.
UAUUAUCAUAAAGUCUCUGUUCGCCGAAAAUUCGUAAAAUGUGUUUUAAAAAAUAAAUACUCUUUUUUCAGAAUUGAUGGUGUAUUUCAACAUACAAUCGAGUAAUGUAUUAAUUAGAUAUGUCAGCCGAACCACGAUAGAUCCAGAUCAGCCAUCAUGUAUUCCCUUUUAACCAGAUUCAAUCGUGUAAUUACCAAAACAACGGUCACUUCGACCAAUGUAUUUCGAUGUAUAUCUUACAAAAAUGAUUUAAAUAAUGAGUUAACUUUGAUGUGUAAUUCGAUGAAAGCUCUUACGGUUUCAAAUGGCCAUACUUCGGUUAGUUAUCAACAGAAACGUUACAGCGUAUCGGGCUUCUUCAAUAAACAUCCUGCGAGUGAAAUUUGGAAAUCUGUAUCCAGUGUGAGUAACGCCGGUCGUAAAAGAGGUCGUGGUAAAAUUCGUGGUAAAAAAGUAAUCAGAGAUUUGAACAGAGGACAAGUUAUCGGAAUAGGUACUGCGAAUAUACGAUGGCCUGGUCUCAGUGCUCCGAUAAUUCGUGGCCGAGAAUUAGUCCAGCAGACGAGAUUACCCGAAGAUAAAUCCAUCCAAGAGAACUUGUACAAAUUGAGAGAUUCGGUGAAGAGAGCCAGACGACAGCGUGUAGCGCCUAUAGAUCGUGGUUGGUCCGGUGGACAUCCAAAUGGCAAAAGAAUAGGACCUCCUGAUCCCAUCGGAGACCUAACUUUCAGCGGAUUCGACACGGUUAUCUUGGAACAAAAAACUGUCGCUCGAAUGACCAGACUAUUCGGAAGGCUGCGUCGAGUAUCAGCUCUUUGUGUGACCGGAAACAAAAACGGUCUAGUCGGAUACGCUUUGGCCACAGCACCAGAGAUGAAGCCUGCGUUGAAACGUGCCAAAAAUCGUGCCGGCCAAAGGCUAGUCUACGUGCAACGUUACGAUGAACAUACUGUGAUGCAUGAUUUCUUUACACGAUUCGCAAAUACUAAAAUUUACGUCUGGAAGAAGCCCAAGGGAUAUGGACUACGCUGUCAUCGAGCCAUCAGAGCUAUCUGCGAAAUGGUCGGCAUCACAGAUCUAUACGCCAAGUGCGAAGGUGGCGAUGCUUAUUUGAAUAUCACUCAAGCUUUCUUAUUAGGAUUAUUAAGACAAAAAUCAUACAAAGAAUUAUCCGAGGAGACGGGAAUGCACGUAGUAGAAAUGUCGCCGUACCACGAUUACUUCCCCAAGGUUCUCUCAUCGCCUAAAGAUCCAGUUUAUUCGGCCGAAGAAAUACCGAAUUUCAAUCUAUAUGUUUACGAUAACAAAGUGUUCCAUUUCAAAAAGAAGUAUCCUCCGUUUUGGCACAAAGACGUGCGUUAUCCUAUCAUUGUGAGAAAAGCUGAAAACAAAAGGAGUCAUUUUGAUACGAAAAUUAUGUUGAGAGCGGAAUACGAUAAUGAACUUCGAAGUUUCUUGACGGAUGAACACCCAGAAUGUAAACCAUUUUUACCGCCUUGGACGAAAUCAAUCAAAGAGGCCGCUAAAGCAGCGGAAGAAGAUAAGGCCGAAGAAUAGAUUUUUGUUGGUAGUUUUAAAUAUUAAAAUGUUUCUUUUACAUCA